AUUUUUCAAUUUUGUUCUUACAGUUGGCAUGGCUUAAUUCUCAUCUUGAAAAGAUCUGGCCAUAUGUGGAUGAGGCAGCAUCAGAACUAGUAAAGUCAAGUGUGGAGCCAAUUUUGGAACAAUAUAGGCCUGUGAUUUUGGCGUCGUUAAAGUUUUCAAAGUUCACUCUUGGUACAGUUGCUCCACAAUUCACAGGGAUUUCUAUUAUUGAAGAUGGAAGUGAGGGUAUUACUAUGGAAUUAGAGAUGCAAUGGGAUGGGAAUCCAAGCAUAAUACUCGAUAUCAUGACCUAUGUUGGUGUAGCAUUACCGGUGCAGGUGAAAAACAUCGGGUUUACUGGUAUUUUCAGGCUCAUCUUCAGGCCACUUGUUGACGAGUUUCCUUGCUUCGGAGCUGUAUGUUAUUCUCUAAGGCAGAAGAAAAAGCUGGAUUUUACGCUUAAAGUAAUUGGUGGUGACAUGACAGCAAUUCCUGGCCUUUCUGAUGCAAUUGAGGGAACCAUCCGGGACGCUGUUGAAGACUCUAUCACGUGGCCAGUUCGAAAAGUUAUUCCCAUUUUACCUGGGGAUUAUAGUGACCUUGAACUGAAGCCUACCGGAGUAUUGGAGGUGAAACUUGUUCAGGCAAAGGAGUUAACAAAUAAAGACCUCAUUGGAAAAUCUGAUCCUUUCGCUGUAUUAUAUGUACGCCCUCUACGAGACAGAAUGAAGAAGAGCAAAAUAAUUAACAACGAUUUGAACCCAAUUUGGAAUGAGCAUUUUGAGUUCGUAGUCGAAGAUCCAUUGACACAACACUUGGUGGUAAAAAUCUAUGACGAUGAAGGGCUUCAGUCAGCUGAACUAAUUGGAUGUGCCCAUAUCUGUUUGAAUGAGCUUGAGCCUGGUAAAGUGAAGGAUAUCUGGUUGAAGUUGGUGAAAGAUUUGGAAAUUCAGAGAGAUCAGAAAAAUAGGGGCCAGGUGCACUUGGAGCUAUUGUACUGCCCGAAUGGCAUGAACAAUGGGCUAAGUAACCCUUUUUCUCAGAAUGAGUCAAUGACUUCAUUAGAGAGAGUUCUUAAAAACUCGGCAGAAGGAAAAGAAGCUAGUCCAAAUGGAAGUGAAAUCAACAAUAGAAGAGAGGUAAUAGUACGAGGGGUACUUUCUGUUACCGUGGUAUCAGCUGAUGAUCUGCCCCCAGCUGAUAUAGGGGGGAAGGCUGACCCCUACGUCGUUCUGAUCAUGAAGAAGGCUCAAAUUAAGAACAAAACCAGGGUUGUAAAUGAAAGUCUAAACCCGGUAUGGAAUCAAACUUUUGACUUUGUUGUUGAGGACGGAUUACAUGACAUGCUAAUGCUGGAAGUCUGGGACCAUGACACAUUUGGAAAGGAUUUCAUGGGAAGAUGCAUACUGACUUUAACAAGGGUUCUAAUGGAAGGUGAAUACAAAGACACGUACGAAUUAGCCGAGGCUAAAUCAGGGAAACUGAACUUGCAUCUCAAAUGGAAUCCACAGCCAAUAUACAGAGACUACCAAUGAUGAACAUCAAACUUCAGUUUUACAUUCUUGUUAGUUUUGUACAGGGAGUAAAAUUUCUUUGAUUCCCUAAUAGACUGGGAACAACAGCACGUAUAAUCGAAUAUUUUCUGUACAUGAUUUAAUAAUAACAGAAGAGAGAUACUGUAAAGCUGUGAAACUUUUGAAGAGAAGCUGAAGUUGAAGCUGGACAAGAAUAAAAAUUGAGUAAUUUUUCAAGU
This is a messenger RNA of Solanum stenotomum, 1732 nucleotides long. RefSeq names its product synaptotagmin-5-like. The coding region runs from base 234 to 1514 and encodes 426 amino acids. Lineage: Eukaryota; Viridiplantae; Streptophyta; Magnoliopsida; Solanales; Solanaceae. Gene Ontology annotation, cellular component: endoplasmic reticulum. Gene Ontology annotation, molecular function: lipid binding. The transcript is spliced from 11 exons. The record is from RefSeq and is a predicted model, not a curated record.